Molecule: messenger RNA, 1559 nt
Organism: Periophthalmus magnuspinnatus
Lineage: Eukaryota; Metazoa; Chordata; Actinopteri; Gobiiformes; Gobiidae
Gene: galr1b
Product: galanin receptor 1b
Exons: 3
Coding region: 317-1387 (356 amino acids)
Biological process (GO): neuropeptide signaling pathway
Cellular component (GO): membrane
Molecular function (GO): G protein-coupled peptide receptor activity
Source: RefSeq, a predicted model, not a curated record
GAACCCAUAGUGUAAAUGAUCGUUCUGUGCACGUGUGCAUGUCUUUCGUUUUUCACUGAGGGGGAAGAAAUCAUUUUAAGGACAGUUUGUGACAUUGUCUGAAGCUGGAAGGGCAUCUGAACAUAUCUGAAAGGCAGCACACUGAACAGCACAGUAUGCGCUCUUAGUACAUCUCAAAGUUGAGCUGUUUUACUCUGAAAGGGUUUGACAGGAAGCCGCGCUGCGUUCUACUCGAGUUUUGAGUCCAGUCAGAGUUCGGCUGUAGACCGCUCCACAUCGUGCGCUCCGUGGUGAGCCGGAGCGCAGUGAGGGGCCCAUGCUACUUCCCGGGAACGAGUCCUGGGCCGAGGCCGCGGAGGGGAACUACACGGAGGCGGAGGAGGGUCCCGGCCCUGAGGCAGUGGUGGUGCCGGUUCUGUUCGGGGUCAUCUUCGUGUUGGGGGUCGUGGGGAACUCUUUGGUGCUGGCGGUGGUGGGCCGAGCCCGGUAUGGCACCGGGGGCAUCGCAGGGUCCGCGAGUGCUCUGCGCGCCGCGAGCCCCACCAACCUGUUCAUCCUGAACCUCAGCGUGGCGGACCUCUGCUUUCUGCUCGUGUGCGUGCCCGUGCACGCCACCAUAUACUCUCUGCCCGAGUGGGUGUUCGGGGCGUUCCUUUGCACGUUCGGACACUACGUCUUCACUGUGUGCAUGCUCGUGAGCAUCUUCACCCUUACGGCCAUGUCCGUGGACCGCUACGUGGCCGUGGUCCUCUCCAAAAAGUCUGCGCUUAUCCGCAGCCGCCGGAACGCGCUGCUCGGAGUUGCGCUCAUCUGGACCCUCGCGCUCGUGCUGUCGGUGCCCGUGGCACAGCACCAGGUCCUCACGGGGCACCCCACGGCCCCCAACAGCACCUUCUGCUGGGAACGCUGGCCCGGGCCGUCCCGCUCCGUCUACAGAGUGUCCAUACUGGUACUGGGAUACCUGCUCCCGCUGCUGCUCAUCAGCUGCUGCUACGCAAAGGUUUUGUUUCAUCUGCACAAAAAGAUGAAGAACAUGUCCAAGAAGUCAGAGCGCUCCAAGAAAAAGACAGCUCAGACCGUGCUCCUGGUUGUCACAGCCUUUUCUCUGUGCUGGAUGCCCCACCACAUCAUCGCCAUGUGGGUCGAGUUCGGCCGCUUCCCCCUGAACGACGCUUCCUUCGCCUUUCGGAUCGUGGCUCACUGUCUAUCCUAUGGAAACUCCUGCGUGAAUCCCAUCCUCUACGCAUUUCUCUCCGAAAACUUCCGAAAAGCAUGUCGGGAAGUGUUCAACUGCUGCCCCCUAUACGGACCUCCACCCAAAGGCAAAAAUGUGCAGCGAUUCAGGAUGGAUAACUUCUCCACCACAUACUCCACAACCAAUAUAUGACAUGAACUAGUGCUGUUUGUUAUGUGGACAAAUAUGAUGGACAUUGGAAAGACAUUGUUUGUGAUUGACAACUCAACAGGAAUUGCUGAGUUCAAAUGACGUCACAGUAUUCUGUAUCUGUUGCUAACUGAGGACAUUAUUUAUGUGUCAAAAGAAAACAAAAGGUUAAAGU